AUUAUGGUUGUACAAGAAUGACACAAAUGUUUACGAUUCAAGAAAAAGGAUAGCAGCAUGGCCGCUUUAAACAAGACAACUAAAGGUCAGGUAAAAGAGGACGAAAAGCUUAAAAAAGACAAGAAAUAUAUUGUUCAAGGUUUAAAUGGUGGUCCUCAGGAAGAUGAGACACCACAGAAGAUAACCAAAGGUAAAUCGGGGAAAACGGAAAGUAUUGAACUCAAGUUAGGAACUACCGAAUUGCCUCUGGAAGACGCUCAACUGGUUUUGGAUCAGUACAAAAAGUUAAAAACAGACGAUAGGUUCGUAAACACAUCAGGUUUUCUAACAGAGCUUUUCCGGAAGUUGCAGCCAUUAGAGAAGGGCCAUUCCACUAGAUUAGAAGUGGACAUGACAGUAAGGCAGUUCCAGGAUUAUAGUGAAGGAUUUAAAUACAAAAUGGAUGCUAAACCAAGAGGUUAUGCACUAAUCAUUAGUAAUGGAACAUUUUACCAGAUUCCUGGAGACCCUUUAAGUAGAGAAUUACCAAAAAGACCUGGAGCAGACACUGAUGCAGAAAACCUGGAAACAGUUUUAACGGGACUAGGAUUCCGUGUAGUUAGGAAAGAUAACCUGAAAAAAUGGGAAAUGGAACAUGAAAUAAAGACCAUAGCACGUACUGACCAUAAAGCCUUUGACUGUUUUCUACUUAUUUUGUCCAGCCAUGGAAAUAUAGGGAAACUAUACGGCAGUGACGGGCAACACGUUUUGAUAAGUCAACAAUUAAAGUUGUUCAAACAGGAAGCGUGCAAAGAUCUGAAAGGCAAACCAAAACUGUGUUUCUUCCAGGCCUGUCCAGUUGGCGAAGAAGAUGCUUUUCUACAACAAGCUUCUGAUAAACAAGCAUCAAACUAA
Molecule: messenger RNA, 894 nt
Organism: Mytilus trossulus (common blue mussel)
Lineage: Eukaryota; Metazoa; Mollusca; Bivalvia; Mytilida; Mytilidae
Product: caspase-8-like
Exons: 6
Coding region: 58-894 (278 amino acids)
Biological process (GO): proteolysis
Molecular function (GO): cysteine-type endopeptidase activity
Source: RefSeq, a predicted model, not a curated record